AUGAUUCAACCACAAACCUAUUUGAAUGUAGCAGACAACAGCGGGGCUCGAAAAUUGAUGUGUAUUCGAAUAAUAGGAGCUAGUAAUCGCCGCUAUGCUCAUAUUGGUGACGUUAUUGUUGCUGUAAUCAAGGAAGCAAUCCCAAAUACUACUCUAGAAAGAUCAGAAGUGGUCAGAGCUGUAAUUGUACGUACUUGUAAAGAACUCAAACGUAAGAAUGGGACGAUAAUACGAUAUGACGACAAUGCCGCAGUUGUCAUUGAUCAAGAAGGAAAUCCAAAAGGAACUCGCGUUUUUGGGGCGAUCCCACGGGAAUUGAGACAAUUAAACUUUACUAAAAUAGUUUCAUUAGCUCCUGAAGUAUUAUAA
Molecule: messenger RNA, 369 nt
Organism: Brassica napus (rape)
Lineage: Eukaryota; Viridiplantae; Streptophyta; Magnoliopsida; Brassicales; Brassicaceae
Source: the annotation of a RefSeq genome assembly